This is a messenger RNA of Giardia duodenalis, 5712 nucleotides long. Its product is annotated as AMP-binding enzyme. Gene Ontology annotation, cellular component: membrane; endoplasmic reticulum. Gene Ontology annotation, molecular function: long-chain fatty acid-CoA ligase activity. The transcript has a single exon. Lineage: Eukaryota; Fornicata; Diplomonadida; Hexamitidae. The record is from RefSeq and is a predicted model, not a curated record. Bases 1 to 5712 code for a protein of 1903 amino acids.
AUGCCGGGAGAUGUCACCAAGACAGUGGUCCUUCAUAGAAACCAGAGACUGCGUCAGGUAUAUCUCGAUGUUCCAUCUGUUUUAACGAACUCCCCUACCUCUAGACACCUAGAUGAGCACCAGGAAAUAAAUGUUCGUUCCACCACCCUUGCUAAUUUCAGAGAGGCGGCAUCAAAGUGGAAGGACAUGCCCUUUCUUUCCUUCCGCAGCGGACUUUCGUGUACAGCUAAGAACCAGAUCCCGGCGUACCAGGCUGUUACAUAUGCAGAGGCAGAUCAGAUGGUGAACCACUUGGCAGCAGCGCUCAAGUACGUCGGCCUCUCAUACCAGAAAAAGGUCGGCCUCUUGGGGGACACAUCCCCUCUGAUGCUCAUGUCUGACCUUGCAAUCACCUCUCUGGGGGGUAUAUCUGUUUCCAUACCAUCCUUUCUUUCGUAUGAUAACAUAGUGUAUGCAAUUAACCAUUCCGGAGUGCGUGUGCUUUUAACGCAGGCUCAGUUCUUACCAAUGAUUCUAGGCACCUCGAAUCACUGCCCUUUCUUGAAGCUUGUUCUUACAUUCGAUCAAGUUAUUGAUGACAUUGAUCUUCUUCCUAAGGCAGUGAAGGUCUAUGCUCAGCUUAGUGAAAACCAGCAUCUAUUGCAUGAUGCAGACGAAGAUGAAGAGAACUCUCUCUCUGAGAACGUCAUCGAUAGAUCAUAUCUAGAGAAUAUUGCAGACAAGAGUAACAUCGCUGUCGAGGCCGUGUUAGAGUCUACAAAGGAGUAUGAGGAUGAACAGAAGCAGGCAAGGGAAGGCGCUCUUGUGGAGGUCGAAAGAUGCCUUAAUGAGGACGAUACCCUAACUGAGGAAGAGCUGGACUCUCAAAGGAACUCUGUUAUAGCAGCUCAUUUCAAUAACGUUAAUCCUCUGAAUCCGACGGCGUUGAAGAUACCAGAGAGCAAGGUAACAGACGAGCUAACGAAGCAGAUCAUCAUCCGUGCGCAGAUGACAGACAUCCAGUCCAGAUUUACCACUCCCCUAACAGCUUUGAAGCUCUCCCAAAUCUAUCAAAAGAAAACAUGUGGCCAAAUUCUUUCUAAGGAGCUAUACAAUCUAGUAUCAAACUUGCGAACAAAGGAGUGUUCGUUGGAUGCUGCUAAGGAUUGCAUUAACAGUCCGCUUUAUCUAAGCCAUCUGGACAAUCUCAACAUCAUUCAGCUGGAUCAGCUUUUGGAGCUGACUAAGAGAAAUCCAUACACAGCUUCUGAUGACUAUCAAGUGGACCCUACCGAUGUCUGGUCAAUCUCGUAUUCAGAGGUAGGAUACACCUCCAAGUACUCCUCUAUAGACUAUUUCUUUGGGACUUGCAACAGAAAGCUAUGGGACCCAAAUCAGUCCUCUGCCAAUGCUAAAGCUGAUCCACGCCCUGCGAAGAAGUUUAGUCAAUUCAACCUGUUACUGAGUGGACAUCCUGUCAAGGCAAGCGUCUAUUCACACAGUUGUUUCCUCGCUGCAAUAAGGUCUCACUUUUACCAUCACUUUCCAUACAAUACAGCAACCUUUUCCCAAGUACACUCUAGCUAUUACUGUCAUCUGCCAUACAAUUCCCUUUUCGAGAGAAUUAUGGAACAUGGAGCUAUAACACGAGGGUACCGCCUGGUCUUUCACACAGGUCAGUUUCGCUAUCUAUUUUCCGACAUGCUGCUGGGAAGACCGACAAUCUUCGCUGCGUCUCCUCGGUUUUUCAAAAAACUGCACCAGUACUUAGUCGAGUUCCUGACCAAGGUGAGCGCCAACAAAAAGAAGGCCUUUGAAAAGACAUACAAUGCGCGGCUUGCAAAGCUCAGCUCUAUAUACGCAGCCAUGGAGAGAGCUCACUCACUUGUCUAUAUGCUGGAUACUAUAGAGUAUUUUGAGGAGAAGUUCAUGGACAUCCACACUCGCAAUAUUGAAGCGGUUAUGCAAGCAACCAAUAGCGAGCUAUCCUACAAUCUUCAUCGCUCUGCGUUCACUUUGGCGCCAAGCUAUAAGACUGUCCUCGACAUUACAAGCCCCUCAUACAGAAACAAGGCCAAGCACAAGAGAGCUCAGAGUUACGUUGACGCGCACCAUUAUGAGCAAAAGCAGGCCAUGUCACUUCAACCAGAAAAGAAGCAUACUCUAGACCAGUUGGGAGUUGAGCUAAGCCCGCAGCUAGACUUCAAGAAUCAGCAGUUUACUGACAUCAUCGAGCCCUGGAUCGUCUCUAGCAACCCGCGCACACGAGCCCUUCAUACCUUCAGAAUAGCUAGUGAGGAUAUUGGUGGAGGGGACGCCGGUUGCGAUUUCUCUAGGCUCACACGUCUUCGUAAGAUUGGAAGCAGAGACAUCAACAUUUCGAGCCUGCAAGGAGAGUCAAUGGAGAGCAGCGAGCAGACGGACAAGGAGAAGAAAUUCAACAAGUACAUGCAGGCUAUUGUCAAUAAAGUGAGCGCUCCCCUUUCCACCACAGUUAAAGAGUUUGUUCCACCAGAGGACAGUAUCAAAAUAAGUCGGAGCAAGGCAAAACUAAAUGCAUCAUCGAUUCCGUUGCUUCCGCGGAACAUACUGAUGUGCAGUGACGAGAGUGAUGCAAGCAGUCACAGCGAGAUUAGCGAAAGCAGCACAAAACCCAUAGAGUCUGCAGCUCUGCCGCCGGAAGCACCUGUUGAAAAGCUCCAGCACAAUACGCCUGGACUAAUGGAAGGCUCUCCGUUUAAGAUGCAGCGCUAUGGAUCCAGUUAUGAAUGGCAGUACUAUGAACAUCUCAAAAACAAGGAGCCAUCCUCCGUCACUGGAGAUACAGAGUCUAGUCGUAGCGAAAUGGGAACCUCACAUUCAGUCGGAAUUUCGUCUAAGCAUGAGUCGGAGGGAAUCGCUACCACAGAGGUGUCAUAUACAAUUACUAGCGCCUCCCAUUCCAGACCAGAUGCAGAGGCAAAACACACAGGGGCUCAGCUCACUGAAGUGCGAAAACGAACACGCUCCUCACACAAUGAGGCCUUGUCAGUGAUUCACCUGAACGCCUCCCCUUCUCUUGAAGAGACCUUUGCGCAGAAGGAAGGCAAGUCCAAGCAAACUUCUAUUAAGCAAAGAAAGGAACUAAAUAAGCUGCACAGGCAACAGCAGAAGAAUAUGAGCAAGGUCGUGAAGGAUAAGACAACCGUCACUAAGGAGCUUAAUCGACUGCAUUUUGAGAACAAUUUAAAGGUAGCACUAAGAUCUUCUCCAGCAGAAUCUCCUGUCAUCAAACGCGUUCAGGAUCUCUUCGGCGGCAGCCUGGAGUUUAUUAUUUCUAAUAGCGUUAUAGACAACGUUGAUACUUGGGAGUUUCUUCGAACCAUACUGGGUUGCCACGGAUGUCAAUUGGUUGGCUAUAGUGAGCUAACAGGUGGCGGCCUUUACAACGAGGUGCACGAUAGCUCAUUGAACUGGAGCCUAGGAAGGUCGGGAGUCGGCGUCAAGUGCAAAAUUGUUGAUCUUUCUGAAGGAUGGUUCCCAGAUAUUCUCACGCGGCUAGUUCUUGAUAGCGUGACACCAUCUCUUCACACUGUGAGCCGCAAACUAUACAUACAGCGCUAUAACAAACUGCAAGAGAUGAUUGCGAAUGGUAUGCCACGCUUCAUAGACACACAGUUGGGUGAGUUGUGCCUUGCAGGCCGUAUGCUCAGCUUGGGGUAUUAUGCUGGCGACGCUCUUUAUCAGUACGCUAAAAGCUUUAAGCCGUCUCCUCGGGAUUGCGUCCAAUCUACUACUAUGGAAAGCUUUAGCACCACGACUAACGUUUCUAUGUCCGAAGGAGGGGUUGCUGAUUUUCCCUGCAAAUCUAGCGAAUUAAAUAUUACGACUCCCCGACGGCUUUCCUCGGGCGGUCUUUCUGAAAAUAAAGUCUGCCAGAAGGAAGAGUCAGAUCGCAGCAGUCAGUUUUCUACAAUGGAUUGCACGUCCAUCAAUUCUACCCCAUCGUGGCUGGAUGCAGAAGUUGACCAUGGAAUUGCCGUCAGAACAAAGGAGAAGCUUCUUAAACAGGCAGCCCGGCGCAAAUCUAUGAUUAUUGCCAGGAAGAAUGCAAGUGCCUUGGGCUUAAGUACUUCUAAUCUCAAGCAAACGACUGCAUCAGAAAGCGAUCCGUUUAGCGGGUCAGUAUAUACAAUCGGCGGUAUUGCAGGGCAAAGCGCCUCACAAACAAUAUUGGGUGUUCCUCUCAUAAAUCUUUUAUCGUCGUCAUCCUCGGGACCGCCCAAGACCACAUCUGCACGGCGUAUGUCAUCAACGAGUACAAAUUCGACACUGGCAGCUGAUAUUGCAUCUGUCAACCAGACGUUUGUUCCUACCAUCAUGACGCCUGCAACAACCAACCCGUUUUCUGCCCCGCUCAACUAUAAUCAGACGGCAUACUCUAGUAACGCCUCGCUGAAUAUUAAGAGUUACAAAAGUACCACUAAAGGGAAUGAGCACAUAGAUCAAUCUCUAGCCCUGAAACCAGUCUUUCCGCCCGAAAGGCCUCCAGCCAACCUAUCGUUGCCUAUUUUGGAGUCGCAGUGCUCAAAUAUGCUAUCGUUGGCAUCCAUGCAUGGAGUUUCGGGGCGGUCUUCGCUACAUGCCAGAUCAGUGUCUCCCCAGAUUCCUUUACUUGAGCCGUCUACAUCGUGCUGCACAGGCGGCCAGACUACCAAUGAUGUCUCCAUUGACAUGCCAUCGCAGCAGGGUCUUGUGGUGCUAAAUCCACCGCAGCAAUCCAUUUACGAAUGCAUCAUUGAUCCCACAGAUGAGGAUGGCUACUACCACACGGGCGACAUGGUCGAAUUCGAGCAGCUUAGCGGGCGGAUUAUAUACCGUGGGACUGUUCGUGACUAUCUAGACAGACACGUGUAUGCAAUUAUAGAGCGUUUUCUGAUCGAAGAAGAGCUUAUUUCGCCUGAGCAGCGGGACAGGGAUCCAGACACUCUCUCGUCCACGCUUCUGUCUCCUGAAGAGCUGAGCUUGUGCUCCAGACCAAGCAAGGUGCCGGCAGACAUGUGGACAAAAGGCAAGCUUGUCGCCAUGCAUAUGCGCAAGCAGCUCUGUGCAAACCUCCACAUGACAUUUAAGCUGUCUUCUUCGCACUAUCUAAAUAUAGGGUUAAUAGAAGAGCUGAUUGUAUCGGAGAUACCUUAUGUUAUUGACGUUUUACUUUACACAUUCGAUGGUGCCUCUAGGCCGAUGGCGUUCCUUUACGUCAAGGGAUUUGCACUACUAGAAGCUCUUGAGCAGGGGGGAAUUCGUUUAAAUGCAGUUGAGAGCGGUGAGGCAGACUUCUCUGUUGAUAAAUUUACUAAUUCGAAGACAAUAAUAUAUGCAACUCUUGGCAAAAUGCACGGAGAAAACAAGGACAAGCUGACAAGCUUUCUAAAGGGGACAUCAAAAGGGCCUCAGAUACCCAGGUAUGUGAUGCGAGUGUCGCACUGUGCAUUUCUCUCUAUCGUAGACAAUGCCCGCAUUUUAACGUACAUCCGCUCCGAUAUAAGGAUGGUUCUUCGGGACAGGAAUCUUUCCAGAUACUUCGCACCCAUGUACAUCGUGUAUGUGACCAACUCAGACAUGCUAUUGACAGAGCCAAAGCUACGCACCAUAACCGGAAAGCGAAACAGGGAGUCGUUUCUUAAGAAGUUCAGUGGUGACAUUGCGAGGUACAAGCAAGAUGAGGGUGUGCCAGAGCUUAUCUUCCAUUGA